Messenger RNA from Cornus florida, 2106 nucleotides. Its product is annotated as amino acid transporter AVT6A-like. Gene Ontology annotation, molecular function: amino acid transmembrane transporter activity. NCBI's taxonomy places the organism in Eukaryota, Viridiplantae, Streptophyta, Magnoliopsida, Cornales, Cornaceae. Gene Ontology annotation, biological process: amino acid transmembrane transport. Bases 402 to 1790 code for a protein of 462 amino acids. The record is from RefSeq and is a predicted model, not a curated record. The transcript has 6 exons.
UAGACUAGAAAACAUUACGUGACGCUUUCUCUUUCUUCAUCAUUAUAUAUAUAGGAGCCAAACCUACAUAAUUUACAAACAGACAAUCUUCUUUGUAUUCAAUUCCUUCUUUGUAUUCAAUUCAAUCUUCUUGGUAUUUGAUUCUUAAACUUCUGAAUCUCUGAUUGGUGUUUUUUUAAGCCAAUCGUUAUUGUUGAAUUCAUCAGUCUGAUUUCUGUAAAUUCAUUUCUGGGUCUCUUAUUGCUUCUACCCGAAUUUCAACGAAUUCAUCGGAAUUAUAGUUGUUUGUGACCAAUUUCAGUUCUUCUUGAAUAAAGGUUUCAGAUCUUAGAAGCUUGAUCUAUUUCUCAUAUUAUCCAUUUAAGAUUCAAUUUUUCACUUUGGGAUUAAGUAACCAAAGGAUGACGACCGGAAGUCUUAAGCCGGCGAAAGAGAAGAGGUCGCGGAAUAGCAGACAUGUUGUUGAUGAGAAAGCCCCCCUCUUGCCCACUAAGCAAGAAGAAGAUGCUGGUUAUGACGAGUUCAAUGGGGCUUCUUUUACUGGAGCAGUGUUUAAUUUGUCAACCACAAUUGUUGGUGCUGGAAUCAUGGCCUUGCCAGCCACCAUGAAAGUGUUGGGUCUUGUUCUUGGGAUUGCUAUGAUCAUUUUCAUGGCAUUCUUAGCGGAGGCUUCGAUUGAUUUGCUGCUUAGGUUUAGUAGAGCGGGGAAAUCGACUUCUUAUGGAAGUGUUAUGGGGGAUGCCUUUGGAAAAUAUGGAAGGAUUUUGCUGCAAAUAUGUGUUUUAAUCAACAAUAUUGGUGUACUAAUUGUGUACAUGAUUAUUAUUGGUGAUGUGCUUUCUGGAACUUCUUCUGGUGGAAUUCACCAUGCGGGUGUUCUGGAAGGGUGGUUUGGAGAGCACUGGUGGACUGGGCGUACCAUUGUUCUUCUUGUCACAACCCUUGCUGUAUUUGCUCCAUUGGCAAGCUUAAAGCGCAUUGAUUCAUUGAGAUACACAUCUGCCUUAUCAGUUGCACUGGCUGUGGUGUUCCUUGUAAUUACCGUGGGAAUCACAUUUAUUAAGUUGAUAAAUGGAACCAUUUUGAUGCCCAGAUUGCUUCCGGAUGUUACUGAUUUGACAUCAUUCUGGAAGCUCUUCACUGUAGUCCCUGUUCUUGUCACUGCAUACAUCUGCCACUACAACGUUCAUUCAAUAGACAAUGAGCUUGAAGACAACACACAGAUAAAAGCUGUUGUGCAAACCUCACUUGCACUCUGCUCAUCUGUGUAUGUAUUGACAAGCCUUUUUGGGUUCCUUCUAUUCGGUGAUGCAACUCUUGACGAUGUGCUUGCCAACUUUGACGCCGACCUUGCAAUUCCUUUUGGAUUUCUGCUAAAUGAUGUUGUUCGUGUUAGCUAUGCUGCCCACCUCAUGCUUGUCUUUCCCAUUGUUUUCUAUCCGUUGCGGUUGAACAUGGAUGGUCUCCUCUUUCCAUCGUCAAGGCCUUUGGCUUCAGACAACUUGAGGUUUGCAUUGAUCAGCACUGGACUCAUUGCUCUAAUCUUCUUCGGUGCAAAUUUCAUACCCAGCAUUUGGGACGCUUUCCAGUUCACUGGAGCAACUGCUGCAGUUUGCAUUGGGUUCAUCUUCCCUGCUGCCAUUACUCUCAAGAAUCAUCAUGGUAUAGCAACAAAGAGGGACAAGAUAUUAUCGGUUUUCAUGAUUGUCCUUGCUGUGCUCUCAAACUUGGUGGCCAUAUAUAGCGAUGCCUAUGCCUUAUUCAAGAAGACUCCAUCAACGCGUGAAUGAUCUCUCUUGUUGCUUGUUAAAGGCAAUGGACCAGAAGGUGUCAUGAAGACACCGGAAAGAUAGGAUCAUCUGCAACAAUUGUGAGUCAGGUUUUUCUAGGUCUGGUGAGUUUUCUUUCAAUAAGACAAAACGUUCAACUCAAUAUAUAAAAUUGAGUUGCUUGGCUAGAAUUGUACAAAGGCGUGUAUCCAUUUUGGAUUCUAUAUAUCCCUGCUGUGUAUAAUUGUAUUAGAUUGUGCUUAAUAAUGGAUGUUGUUGUGUAAUGGAAUGAAGUUAAAGAAUUACAAGUUCAUACCUUGGACAUUUGUUUUUGUUU